AUGUCGGUGAACGAGAAACGCUAUUCCCACAUCACUACAAACCCUCCAGCUGCGAGUUCCUCCACGUCGGACCGUGAAGCGCUUGACCAACGAUUGCAGCGCCUCUCCGACGAAGUCCUCCCCCCUGUUCCUUAUCUGCUCACAUUUCCAACCAAAACGCCUUUCAAUCUGGGGAACCGAUCCGUCAACAAUUGGGCCGUGGGACAUGAUAGGCCGUUCGGUUUGGAGGAGCAGCAACUACAGUACAUGACCUUCUUGACACACCACGACACAGAUUCGUUGCUUCUAGCUGUUGGGGAUUGGUCGGACGAGACGGGCCGCAUGAUGGUCGAUCGACCGACGGCUCCAAGCGCUGGAGAAAGUCAAAGAGAACCUGUGACUAAAAAGAAGAUCAGUCUCAAGGACUACAAGUCUCAAAAGACAAGUGGCGCUGCUGCAUCCCCCAUGGGCCGCGAAGCGAGUAUCCGAGGUGCAUCAAGCGCUAUAAGUUCCGAGGAAAGAGGACAGUCCAUGUUUUUGGGCCCAUCCAAGAACAGCGACAAGUCUAAAAUGCUUCGGAUGCCGUCAAAACCGCACCCACGUCUCUCUCCCGAAAGAGCGGGCCAGAAACGGUCAUCUGGAUCGGAACUUGAAUUGCCCAACUCUUUAGGAACCAAGAAGCCUGAAGUAUACCCGACCAAAAGACCGCGAUUGUCUCCUGAGAAAGAAACUCGGCGAGAGUCCAGCCCUUCAAAAUUGCAUUCCCCUAAGCUACCUGCACUUCUGUCGCCCACCCUCCCACCAACUUCGAGUGGACCUAGACUUCCACGCUUACUGUCUCCUACCCUCCCACCAGACAUUGAAAGGGAACUGGCCCGUCUUGAGAACUGCUCGCCAUCUCGUAGUAGUCGAGCUGAAAAGGCGUUGCCUGCGAGAGAUUCUAAUUCCCAUGAACAUACAGGAGACCAGAUCCGGGCCAGCCAGCAAAGCAUGCAACUAAUCGCCAAACUGCGUUAUGGGAGAGCAAACCGAAAGCGCGUCGAGGCUCUACUUAAAUUUUCCGGUAAAAGAAAAGCACAUCGGUCAGAUUCACCGGCCAGCCAGGAUACAGAUCGAGGUGAUGUUUCCCAUACCAAAAAGAAAGGAGGGGAUCCUGUUUCAUCCCGCGGGAACGCUUCAUCUGGGGAUUCGAAAGGCAAGAAGCAUGAAAGCAAUGAAGCCCUUGAUUUUCAAGGUGAUCGGUUCAAAGAGCCAAAAGGAUUUCCCGAAAAACCUCGAACGCCUGUAGCUCAACUAAACGUGACAUCCCAUUCAAUUGCACAUGAAAAAACCAAAGCGACUUCCAUCACACCCGUGAAGGACUUGAAACCUCUGUCAGCUCGUCGGAGCGAUCUUGGAGUGACCGAUGGCAAAACUCCUCAUCUCGCUAAUAAACGUCAUUCCGUUGAGCCUGGGCCGGCCACGAAAGCUUCUCCGACGCAGGCAGAUGGCCGCACGCGCAACGAACGGCAGGCGUGGUGGGAUGAGUGGCAAAGAUUCGCGAACAUCGGUCGUGAACUGAAACAUGCCGCAGAGCGCCAUACCUCCAGGAAUGGAACUUCGGCUACUGAUGAAAAGCUGGCCGUUGUGACUGCCAUCGAGGCAUUGCUUUCAUUUAUUAUGGCUUUUGUGGCGAACGACCAGGCCAAGGCUUCAUCGCGCCAGAUUGGGGAUUCUUCAACAUGGCUGUCGAUUGUGCCAUACUGGCGUGUGGUCAAGAAGAACAGUUUACCGUAUCCGGCACUGAACAGCCUUUGCCUGCUCCUCGGGGCCAUCUCCUUUACUGCCAUUCACACUCUCGAUCUUGAACGCCUUGCCAUAACCCCAAUCCCUGGAGAAUACCCCCCAGUUCCCACGCCUGGGAGCGAUAGCAACGCAGGCCUAUCAGAUGAAAACAAGAAAAGUAGGAAGGAGUUCUCAGAUUUAAAGACCCGACUUCCCGAGUCCUAUAAGGAUUCUCAACGACUGUGGCUAGAGGGCACCCGGGGUCUCUCUGAAGACUUCCUUGGCCGUGAGUUUCCCAAAAUCUGGUCUCAGAGAUCCCGGAAUUACUCCGAGCGAGGCCAAACCGUUCUCAAGGCUGGUGACUACGCUGGAAGCUAUUUCCUACCGCUUGGUGGUACUACCCCGCCUAUCGAAGUGGUUCGGUUCGGCUGGUCCCUCCUGAAAGAGUGGUGCUCGAAAGAACGAGUGGAGUGGAACGGGCGACUUGGUCUUUGA
Penicillium paradoxum is the source of this 2238-nucleotide messenger RNA. RefSeq lists its product as uncharacterized. The record is from RefSeq and is a predicted model, not a curated record. Bases 1 to 2238 code for a protein of 745 amino acids. Lineage: Eukaryota; Fungi; Ascomycota; Eurotiomycetes; Eurotiales; Aspergillaceae. The transcript has a single exon.